AUGGCAGCCCGAAGCCCUCCAAGUGCACCAGCAAAUAAGGUACAUGACUCGAAGAAAAGAGGCCAUAGAAGGUGUUCUGUUGCUGGAUGUCCGACUCGAAGCAAGCAAGGAGGCAAGUGCGACAAACACGGCGGAGGGAAACGGUGUGCGCAUCCGGGCUGCUACAAGUAUCCUCUACAUAACCACAGGUGCGCCACUCAUGGCGGAGCACGGAAGUGUGCACACCCGGUUUGCCCCUACCAAGCUCUCUCCACCGGCAAAUGCGGUGCACACGGAGAAGGCCCGCGACGCUCCGAGCCAGGCUGUUCAUGGUGUGCGUCCGCGGUGCUCUGCACCCGGUACACAUCUGCGAAAGGAAAGUGCAACAAGCAUGGCGGGAGGGCGCAAUGCUCCUAUCCAGACUGUCCGAAACGAGCUCAUACAAUGGGUUUGUGCUCUCGUCACCGAGUUUGCUGUGGGCAUGAAGUGUACAUGAACGAGCUUCGCUUUUGUAACAAGCACCGAGGUGGACAGCUAUGCUCGGAGCAAGGAGGGUCGAAGCGUGCCCUCAGCAAGGGUGUGAGCUUUACUCAUAACGUUACAUGGAGGGGUAAGCGCUGUUCCCAUUCGGACUGCAACAAGCUGGCCAAAGUCGGUGGCAAGUGCAUCGCCCACUGCGGAACUCGACCAAGUUCGCACCCAGACUGCAGACACCGAGCUGUGUCCAGAGGCAAAUGCUGCACUCACGGAGGUGGUUCACGCUGCUCCGACCCUGGUUGUAUCAAAGUUGCCCAGAUCAAGGGCAAGUGUAAUGAUCAUGGCUCGUGUCCCCAGUGUUCUCGCGAAGGCUGCAUCCGGUACGCUGUGUGGGAAGGGAAGUACAAUUAUCACAUUGAAGCGACAGACUGUUCUCACCAAGGCUGUUCACAACGCGUGUUCACACCCAGGAUGUACCACUAA
Molecule: messenger RNA, 939 nt
Organism: Phytophthora sojae
Lineage: Eukaryota; Oomycota; Peronosporomycetes; Peronosporales; Peronosporaceae
Exons: 4
Coding region: 1-939 (312 amino acids)
Source: RefSeq, a predicted model, not a curated record